This is a messenger RNA of Closterium sp. NIES-65, 321 nucleotides long. The record is from the annotation of a GenBank genome assembly. NCBI's taxonomy places the organism in Eukaryota, Viridiplantae, Streptophyta, Zygnematophyceae, Desmidiales, Closteriaceae.
AUGGAAGGGGCAGAAGUUGAAGGAGGAUGCGUGGGUGACGCAAGAGGAGCAGAAGGAGGAAGGGUUGCAGAUGGAGGAGGUGACGAGUUAGGAGGCGCAGAGGUGACGGAGGGAGAUGGAGGGUCGGACAGAGUGGAAGGAGAGGAAGCCAGAGAGGGGGAAGAGGAAGGAGGAGGCGAGGAGGCGAGCGCUGGAGAGGGGAAUGGAUCGAAUUCAGCCCACAUAAGAGGUGGGGAAGGUGGGGCGGAUGGAGAAGUUGCAUCGAAGAAGGUGCUCUAUGAGAGCAGAAAGAAGAGCUCGCAGCAGCAGUGCAUGCAGUGA